AACUUAAAACACCACCACCUCACUGGAGCCCUAAUUUAGAAAACCAAGAAUUGGGUCGAAUCAACCGAUUUGAAUCGGGCUAGUUUGAGACCUAAACCCGAUUCUCUGUGAUUCGAAGAGGCUAAUUCGAUUUGUUUUUCUAGGGUUCAGCCAAUUCCGACCCAUUUUCUUGAAUCUUGAAGGACACUAAAGAACCAAGCAACCCAUGACAUAAACAAAAAGGUGUGCUGAGCUGAUGCCCAUUGCCCAUUGUUUGUUAAGAAGAAGAAGAAAAAUGAAAAAACAAACAAUAGGAAACCAUACAAGGUUUCAAGAAUUGGAAUUCUAAUUGGUCAAGAUCGAGCCUGAUUUUGAUUGAUCUGAAGCAGUGGAUCUAUACUAGGUUUCUUGGGUUAAGGCUGAUACCGAUCAUUUUCGACUUAAAUAAAAUUGUAAUCAAAAUUGAAAUCAACUGAACUCGAUAGGUUUCUUGGGUUUAGACUGAUUCCGAUCAUUUUUUACUUAAGUAAAAUCAAAAUCAAAAUCAAAAUCGAAAUCAAAAUCAGCUGGACCUAAUCCAGAUCCCAAUUCUGAAUUUAAUAACCUUGGAACUAAGAAACCCACUUAAGUCUUUUCCCAUUCACCCCCCACUUUACCUUUUUCCCAAUCACCUUGUCUUGUGAUGGUUCUAAGAACUAGGGUUAGGUUGUGGAGGUCAUCAGGAUUAUGGCCUGAUGGUAAUAUAUAAUCCAUAAUUCCAUUUAAUAUCCUUCUUUCAUUUUUGUACUCUUUGUCCAAACUUGAAGAGGGCAUCAAAGGAAAAAAGAAAAAGGAAAGCACAAGACAUGGCCAGGGAGAGUCACCCUCAAUUGCAGAAUGAAAAGAAGAACACAAGUGAAGAACGAAUUCUUUCUUUGUUUAGGGUUUGAAUUCGAAAUCCAUGGCAGGAUGGUCGAUCUUGGCUGAUGGGUCAGGUCUAAAAUGCGUCGAAAUACUUGGCAACCUUCAGUCGAAUAGUUUGUGCUUGGAUCUCGAUGCUUCUCUGAAAGGAAGUCUUUCUGGUUGCAGAGAUAAGUUCCGCUGUUUGUUCGCUCAAAUUUUAACUGUUUUUCUCAAAGAAAUCUCUGUUGGCGAAGAACUUCGGACCCUACCUGCAAUGCUCGGAGAUGGGUGCUGUGUGGAUUUGUUCAAACUCUACUGGGUCGUGAGACGUAAGGGUGGAUACGAUAACGUUUGUAAAAAUAGAUUGUGGGCUUCGGUGGCAGAAGAAUCCGGCUUCGGUUUGAGAUUCGCUUCGUCUCUGAAACUAGUUUAUGUCAAAUAUUUGGGUACCUUGGAUCGAUGGUUACAGAGAAUAUUCAAAGAUAAGGGAGCAAGAGAAGUUUUGUCGGCCAGUGGUGAGAACCUUGGUGUGUUACCCGCGGAGCUACGGACUGAGUUUCAAGGUAUGCUAUCGGAGCUGUCAGAUCAAAUGAAGAUAGAUGGUGGACGCGUUAAGUUGGGUUCAGAGAAGAAAGAGCUUCUCUUGCCAGACUCAGAUUGCAUGCAUGAGGUGCAUAAUGCGAUGCAUGUAGAUGGUGGCAAGGAUUCUGUUGAUGAUGACGAUGAAGUUGUGAUAUUGGAUUCUGCUGAUGUUAAAAAAGACAUUUUCUCUCGCAAGAGAAAGCGGGAGUGUUCAUUUUCAGAUAUGCUGAAUUGGGUUCUUUGGGCGGCCAAAAAACCUUGUGAUCCUGCUGUUGGAACAGUACCUGAAUGGCCCCAGUGGAAAUCUCAUGAAGGUAAUGAAUUCUGGUUGCAGGCUUUGUUGGCCCGAGAAGCUCUGUUAACGAGGCGGAUUUGCUCAACUGAUGCACAUUCCAUAUUCCAGAAAAAGCAAAAGAUGCAUCCUUCCAUGUAUGAGGAUCCAAUUGGUGGCAAUCACCAGUCAACAGGAAGAUUGAGAUGCAGCCAGAGAAUCCUUUCACUGAAAAGUUCUCUCUUACGCACCCCUUCCAAGUCUGCCUCGGCCACUCGAAAUAAUCCAAAAAUGAACUUCACUCCUCACAGUGCAGUGCUGGAAAAUAUUGCCGACAGAGUUGGUGUCCCUGGUGAUGGUUACCUCCGAAAACAUGUUGGCGUAGGUCGUAUUUUUCAAGUGGAAGUACCAGAUUGGACUGGUAUUCCUUCAGAAAGCGACUCUAAAUGGUUAGGCACACGGGUUUGGCCACUGGAAGCAGGUGAACAUUUUAUGCUUAUUGAAAGAGAUCCUAUUGGAAAAGGUAGACAAGAUUCAUGUGAUUGCCAACGUCCAGGUUCAGUCAAAUGUGUAAGAUUUCACAUUGCUGAGAAAAGGAUGAGAUUGAAGGUUGAACUAGGGUCAGCUUUCCACCAUUGGAAAUUUAAUUGUAUGGGUGAAGAGGUUUCACUUUCAUGGACAGAGGAAGAAGAAAAGAGAUUCAAGACUAUAGUAAGAUUAAAUCCUCCAUCUCUGGACAAGUGUUUCUGGGACGAAAUUUACAAAUGUUUUCCAAACAAGAAGAGGAGAGACUUAUUGACCUAUUACUUCAACGCAUUUCUUCUCCAACGCCGUGGUUACCAGAACCGUGCGACUCCAAACACUAUUGAUAGUGAUGAUGAUGAAUCAGAGUUUGGAUCUAUAAGUAGUGGUUUUGGGUAUGAAGUUGUUAAGGUUGCAGACUCCAAUACUGCCUUGUGUGUUCAAAGUGAGCAGUGGGUUGAUUUGGAAUAACAAGCCUAGGUGGAUUAGGAAUCUAGAUUCGACUUAGAAGUUUAUAUUAUACAGGCAGGGUGUUUCUAUCAUUCUACCAUUCAAUGAUUUUCAAUGGGAAUCAAGGGAGUUUUUCUUUCCAUUCCCUGGUACACACCAUUCAUCACCAACUCUUAAAAUUGGAUAUUGAUGGGCUAGAAAGAUUGUUUUAGUUUAAUGGAUGAGGCAGUUUUGGAGAGAUGAUGGCAGCCAUUCUGGAGGAAACAGUUCGAGUAUGGUGCUUGGUGGUGCAUGAAGCAGGACUUUGUGGAAUUUCUCAGAACUCGGGCAUGAGUUGCAGACCAAUUUUUUCUAUUCUUGCAAUAUCAGAUCUCGUGGUAUGCUUGUUCAAUUUGGUGGAUGGAGCAUUUAUCAACAAGAUCAAGGAGAUGCUUGUGAUUGCGUUUUAGCAAUCUAUGGGUGUCAAAACCUAGUCCGAACUGGUAAAAUCGACUGAAAAACCUUGACCUCAUCUUUAUUGGAUUGGUUUGGGAUAAGGUAUGAUGGGAUAGACUGAAAACUGGACCGCAUCUAACUGACCAAUAUUUAUUCGAUAAAAAAAAAAAAUCAUUGAGUACAAGGUUAUAAAUAUGUGAAUUGAUGGUCUAUCAAUUUCAAUAUUAGUGAGAGGAUUUCUAUUUGUAAGGGAAAUUGUUACAAAUCAACGAGUAUGAGACUAUGAAAAGGGAAAUUGAUCUGUAACAAUGCUUCUAUUAAUCUCCAUGUUCACUAUACAAAAUUAGUUAUGAUGGUUAAAUGAAUGAUUUGAUAGUAGGGUUCACUUUGUGAUUUCAAUAUUAGUUAUUCUCUUUCAAUUGAUAAA
Molecule: messenger RNA, 3548 nt
Organism: Macadamia integrifolia
Lineage: Eukaryota; Viridiplantae; Streptophyta; Magnoliopsida; Proteales; Proteaceae
Product: AT-rich interactive domain-containing protein 2-like
Exons: 3
Coding region: 920-2707 (595 amino acids)
Molecular function (GO): DNA binding
Source: RefSeq, a predicted model, not a curated record